CAGGGAGUCUAAGUGUAAAAUAACCUUAUCCUCACCCUUCUCCCUAGAAAAUGUAUGUGGUGGGAGUAGCAGCUUGCUAAAGAUGAUGCUCAUUUUGUGCAAACAAGGCUAUGGGUUGUGGCCUUCAUCUCCAUAACACCCCGAAUUUCACCAGGGUUUACCCCAUAGUUUCACUAUCGGGUAACUUAAAAACUUCAUCAUGGUGUUGUGGCCUUCAUCUCCAUAACACCCCGGACUUCAAUGGGACUCAUAUAAGACGCUUGAAGCUCUAUCGAGAAAGAAGAAGAAGAAGUCAACCAACUUCCAUCAAAAGUCAACCAGAUGAUCCCGCCACCAUUUCUGUUCAUGCUCAUGAAGAUGAGAUACCUAAAGCAACAUUAGUAUGGAGAGCAAUCAAAUUACCAAUCUAUUCCGUCGCACUGGUUCCCUUGACCGUUGGAACUGCAGCAGCUUAUCUUCAGACAGGCUUGUUUAAAGCCAAACAAUAUGUUCUGCUUUUGGCUUCAUCAGUUCUUAUAAUCACUUGGCUCAAUUUAAGCAACGAUGUGUAUGAUUUUGAUACAGGAGCAGAUAUAAACAAGAAAGAAUCUGUUGUUAACAUGAUCAGCAGCCGAUCCAUGACCCUAACUGCUGCUUUGGUGUUUCUUGGUUUGGGGUGUAUGGGGAUUCUUUGGGCAUCCAUGGAAGCUGGAAAUGUGAGGUCAACCUUACUACUUGCUUCUGCCAUCACUUGUGGAUACAUAUAUCAGUGUCCACCUUUUCGGUUGAGUUACCAUGGUUUGGGAGAACCAUUGUGCUUUGCAGCAUUCGGUCCGUUUGCAACCACGGCCUUUUACUUGUUGCAGGGUGGCGGCAUAAGGGCGGAGAUGCUACCAAUAACCACCACAAUUCUAUCUGCUUCACUCCUUGUUGGCAUUACCACAUCUCUUAUUCUUUUUUGUAGUCAUUUUCACCAGAUUGCAGGAGAUAAGGCUGUAGGAAAGCUCUCUCCACUAGUGAGGAUUGGAACAGAAACAGGUUCAAAUGUGGUGAAAGUGGCUGUGAUUUCUCUCUAUUCACUUUUGGUUCUUCUUGGCAUAUGCAAAGCUCUUCCAAUUACUUCCAUUUUUCUGUGUGCACUUACAGUACCCAUGGGAAGGAUUGUGGUCAGCUUUGUUGAGGAUAACCACCAGGAUAAAACGAAAAUAUUUAUGGCAAAAUAUUUUUGUGUUCGAUUGCAUGGGUUAUUUGGAGCUGCUUUAGCUGUUGGAAUGGUAGCAGCCAGGAUCCUAACGAGAAAUAAUGUACCCCAACCAUUAAUUUCUUAAUUAAAAUAUAAAAACUUUUUCUGUAAGUGUUACCUGAGAUAUGAGUGAAUGUACAACGGCUUUGAACCUCUUAUGAUUAUAAUUAUAAGAUUGAAUUAAUAAAGAUAAUGCAUAGUAUUAUUUUUAA
Messenger RNA from Lactuca sativa (garden lettuce), 1434 nucleotides. RefSeq names its product UbiA prenyltransferase family protein (gene ABC4). Gene Ontology annotation, cellular component: membrane. Gene Ontology annotation, molecular function: prenyltransferase activity. The record is from RefSeq and is a predicted model, not a curated record. Gene Ontology annotation, biological process: phylloquinone biosynthetic process. Lineage: Eukaryota; Viridiplantae; Streptophyta; Magnoliopsida; Asterales; Asteraceae.